AAGCACUAAAUAGCCUACUUGCUAGCUUGCUAACACCCAGUAAGGGCGAAGCUAGAGUGGCUAUCCGAAUUAUCGUGUUAUGUGGAAAUCCCCAGAAAGCAGUGGACGCGACCUUUGUCAUAUCAUGAUCGCGUGCUCAACAACCCAGCCUGCCUGAACUCCUUGAACGCGCUUCCAGUGGGGCUCAUGCGCAGUGCUUGAAGUUUCAAAGUUGCUUCUCCGGUGUUUGAACAGGAAGGCGGACAUGUUGGUCAGGCAGUGGGAGAAAAUCGGGCAUAGUCUAUUUUUCGAAAAAGAACAUAUCAAUAGUCGAAUUAUAUAUAUGUAGAACCAGCACGAUUUCCGUCUAUCGGUCAACAUCAAGUGCCGAUGACAAUGUGAGGCUUACUACGAAAGGACAAUAAUUAAAUAUUUUAACAAGACCGUGUUUUAAACUGAUCAAAAUAUAGAAGGAUAGCAAAGUUUUUUUGUGUGACAUUUCUACUUUGCAGCUGUCAGACUCAAUGGACUUUUUUUUUUUUUUGCAAGGGUCUGGCACUGAUGGACAGGCCUGGAGUAAUGUGGCUAGUUUGCAACCUAUCUGCGGAUUUUUUUUAACUGUUUAUUUUUUACUCUUUGGAUGUAUCUUUUAAAAUCCUGCAUAACUCCGCUGCGGCAUCCUGUGGUCGCCGACGCAUUUAUAUUGUUUUGAAUUGUUGAAGUUGUCUGCCAAACCUGAACUGGGGAAACAUUUUUCUCUUAAAAUGUGGCUUUUGAAUAUCAAACGUUUCAUCGUCUGUGAAAACCCGAGAAGAGACACGUUUCUUUGAUUGAAACUGCGGGUUCUACAGAACUGUAGCUAGCUAACUAAACACUGACUGAGUUCACGCAAAGGAAAGAACAUUAGGCUAGCUAACACUAGCCCUAUAGCGAGAUUAACUAAUUUUUAUUAUAACACCGGCGUGGAACUUUACGUUACUUGACUGCAAAAAUGUCUGCUGGAGAAAGUUUGGAGGCUCGUUUUGAGAAAAUCGAUGCCAUGUUGAAGGACCCGAAGUCGGAAAUAAACACGGAUUGCCUUUUGGAUGGCUUGGACGCGUUGGUGUACGACCUUGACUUUCCAGCCCUGAGAAAAAACAAAAGCAUCGACAACUUCUUGAAUAGAUAUAAGGACACCAUCAGUAAGAUCCGGGACCUGCGGAUGAAAGCGGAGGACUAUGAGGUGGUCAAGGUUAUUGGGAGGGGGGCGUUUGGAGAAGUGCAGUUGGUAAGACACAAAGCCACGAUGAAGGUAUACGCCAUGAAGCUGCUUAGCAAGUUUGAGAUGAUCAAGAGGUCGGACUCUGCUUUCUUCUGGGAGGAGAGGGACAUCAUGGCCUUUGCCAACAGCGCCUUGGUGGUGCAGCUGUUUUAUGCGUUCCAGGACAACCGCUACCUCUACAUGGUGAUGGAGUACAUGCCCGGUGGAGACCUGGUCAACUUGAUGAGCAACUAUGACGUCCCUGAGAAGUGGGCCCGCUUCUACACCGCCGAGGUGGUUCUGGCUCUGGAUGGGAUCCACGCCAUGGGAUUCAUACACAGGGACGUGAAGCCUGAUAACAUGUUGCUAGACAAAGCAGGCCACUUGAAGUUGGCAGACUUUGGGACCUGUAUGAAAAUGAACAAGGAUGGUAUGGUACGAUGCGACACAGCAGUGGGAACGCCAGACUACAUUUCACCAGAGGUACUAAAAUCCCAGGGAGGAGAUGGAUAUUACGGCCAGGAGUGUGACUGGUGGUCCGUGGGAGUCUUCCUGUAUGAGAUGCUCGUCGGUGACACACCGUUCUAUGCUGACUCGUUGGUGGGGACUUACAGUAAGAUCAUGAACCACAAGAACGCACUGACCUUUCCUGAAGACAGCGACAUCUCCAAGGAUGCCAAGAACCUUAUCUGUGCCUUCCUGACUGACAGGGAGGUGCGACUGGGCCGUAACGGGGUGGAUGAGAUCAAGAGGCAUCCUUUCUUCAAGAAUGACCAGUGGACAUGGGAGAACAUCAGAGAGACGGCGGCCCCGGUAGUGCCUGAGCUGAGCAGUGACAUCGACACCAGUAACUUUGACGACAUUGAGGAGGACCGGGGAGACGAGGAGACCUUCCCCAUACCAAAGGCCUUUGUGGGCAACCAGCUGCCCUUUGUGGGGUUCACCUACUAUAGCAGUCAUCAGUUUUCCUGGAGCACCAGCACCAAGAGUGUUGACAAACGCAGCAGCUCCACCAAGGAAGACAAGAGCCAUCUGGAGAACCUGCAGAAGAGGAUCUACCAGCUGGAGGAGCAGCUACACAGUGAGAUGCAGCUAAAGGACGAGAUGGAGCAGAAGUGCAGGACGACGAACACAAAGCUCGACAAGAUCAUGAAAGAGCUGGACGAGGAGGCCAACGUGAGGAAGGGUGUGGAGGCCAGUAUGUCCCUCCUGGAGAAAGACAAGAUGAUGAUCCAGCACAGAGUCACCGAGUACCAAAGAAAAGCCGACCAGGAGGCAGAGAAGAGACGCAACUUGGAGAACGAGGUGUCCACUCUGAAAGAGCAGCUUGAGGCCAUGAGGAAAAUCUGCCAAAACUCUCAGGCCUCGAAUGACAAGAUCCUACAACUGCAGAAGCAGCUGGAGGAGGCCAAUGACCUGCUGAGGGUGGAGUCCGACACGGCAGCGCGGCUGAGGAAGAGCCACACGGAGAUGGCCAAGUCCGUGACCCAGUUGGAGGGGCUGACCAGUGAGCUGCAGGAGAAGAGCCGCUCGGCCGACGGAGGGAGGGCCCAGCUGGAGAAAGAGCUGCUGCAGCUGCAGAGCACCCUGGACUCUGAGAGGAGGAGCUACAGCCAGGGAUCAGAGGAGAUCCACGAGCUGCAAGCGCGGAUGAUGGGUCUUCAACAGGACAACAAGAACUUGAAGCUCAGCCUGUCCAAAGUGGAGGUGGAACGCAAGCAGGCCCAGGAGAGGAGCAACAACCUGGAGAAGGAUAAGAACAACCUGGAGAUCGACCUGAACUACAAGCUAAAGACACUGCAGCAGCGUCUGGACCAGGAGCACACAGAACACAGGGUGACGCGGGCCCAGCUCACUGACAAAUACGAGUCCAUUGAGGAAGCCAAGUCAGCCGCCAUGCAUGCGGUGCAGCACAAGGUGUCUGAGGAGAGCGGGGCACGGAUGCGAGCGGAGAGCAGGGUGGUGGAGGUGGAGAAGCAGUGCUCCAUGCUGGAGUUUGAUCUCAAGCAGUCGGUGCAGAAGAUGGAGCAGCUGAUGAAGCAGAAGGAGAGGCUGGAGGACGAGGUGAAGGAUCUGCGGAUGCAUCUGGAGCAGGAGUCCAGUAAGAGGCUGCUGGCCCAGAACGAGCUGAAGAGCCGCUCCCAGGAGGCGGACCGGCUGAAGGGCUCGGAGAAGCAGCUGAAGCAGGAGAUCAACACGGCACUAGAGAGCAAACGCUCGCUUGAGUUCCAGCUCGCACAGCUCACCAAGCAAUACAGGGGCAACGAGGGACAGAUGAGGGAACUUCAGGACCAGCUUGAGGCCGAACAGUAUUUCUCAACGCUUUAUAAAACUCAGGUGAAGGAACUGAAGGAAGAGAUCGAGGAGAGGAACCGGCAGGUCCAGGAAGUUCACAAGAAGGUGCAUGAGCUGCACAGCGAAAGGGACUCCCUGUCAGCCCAGCUGGAUCUGACGGUGACCAAGGCAGAGUCGGAGCAGCUGGCCAGGGCGCUCCAGGAGGAGCAGUACUUUGAGCUGCGCCAGGAGAACAAGAAGGCCAUGGCCAGACACAAGCAGGAGGGCUCCGAGAAGGAUUCCACCAUCGCACGGCUUGAGGAAUCCAACAAAACCCUGACCAAAGACGUGGAGAACCUCAGCAAGGAGAAGGCUGAGCUGGACCACAAGCUUCGCACUCAGGUGGAAGAGUAUGACUCCCAGAAAGAGGAGAUUACAAACACAAUCAAGGCCAACUACGAGAAGGUUCUCAGCACAGAGCGCACACUCAAGACUCAGGCGGUGAACAAGCUGGCAGAGAUCAUGAACAGGAAGGACAUGAAGCUUGACACCAAGAAGAAGGGCAGCACGACCGACCUGAGGAAGAAGGAGAAGGAGAACCGCAAGCUGCAGCUGGAGCUCAACCAGGAGCAGGAAAAGUUCAACCACAUGGCCAUCAAGUGCCAGAAGGAGCUCAGCGAGAUGCAGGCGCAACUGUCGGAGGAGUGCACGUACCGCAACGAGCUGCAGAUGCAGCUGGACAGCAAGGAGAGUGACAUCGAGCAGCUGAGGGAGAAGCUCAACGACCUGCAGCUGCGCAUGGACAACUCCAGCGUCAUCAGCCUGCAGACGGACGAGACGGACAGCAACAUCGCCGAAUCCAGACUGGAAGGGUGGCUGUCCAUUCCUAAUAAACCUAAUAUCAAACGAUAUGGCUGGAAGAAGCAGUAUGUGGUGGUGAGCAGUAAGAAGAUUCUGUUCUACAAUGAUGAACAGGACAAAGAACAGUCCAACCCCUCCAUGGUACUAGAUAUCGACAAACUGUUCCACGUGCGUCCAGUCACCCAGGGUGAUGUGUACCGAGCAGAGACCGAGGAGAUCCCCAGGAUAUUCCAGAUCCUGUAUGCCAACGAGGGGGAGUGCAGGAAGGAGGCCGACAUGGAGACUGUCUCGCAAGGGGACAAGACCAACUGUCUGCCACACAAAGGUCACGAGUUCAUUCCCACGAUCUACCACUUCCCCUCCAACUGCGAGGCCUGCACCAAGCCCCUGUGGAACGUCUUCAAGCCCCCUCCCGCCCUGGAGUGCCGCCGCUGCCACGUCAAGUGCCACAAGGACCACCUCGACAAGAAGGAGGACGUCAUCGCCCCCUGCAAAGUGAACUACGAUGUGACCUCUGCCCGGGACAUGCUCCUGCUGGCCUUGACCCAAGAUGAGCAGAAGAAAUGGAUCGGCCACCUGGGCAAGAAGAUCCCCAAAACACCGCCCUCCUCCUUCCUGAGGGCGUCGCCCCGCACCCUGUCCACCCGUUCCGGAACCAACCAGUCCUUUCGCAAGAACCCCAAAAGCAUCACGGGCAAGCCAAGGUCGCAGUCUCAUUCUGCUACCACAGCCUCCAGCCUCCAAGCAACAGACACAACAUCGAGCACAUGUUGACAACAACAACUCCUCCACACCAAAUUUACAGAAGUCUUAACUUUUUAGACUAUCUCCUUCCUGUUUUGGCCUGACUAUUUAUUAUUAACUGACUGUGUUGGUGGUGUAUCUAACAUCAGUAGAACUGUCUUCCUUUGUGGUUCUUUCUCGUUUGACUUGGGGAACUCUUUCUAUCUAAUUUGACACUAAAGCGUUGUUGGAUGGUUUCAUUGACUAACUCUUAGCCCUCUAUGCAACCUUUCCUGAAGCAGGUGUCCCAUAUAUGGGUUGUUGCAUUUCUCUAGCAAGAAUGAUGCCAGAGAUCAUCAAAGACUAAAUGAAGUUGCAGUUACAAUGUCUUUUAAAUGUUUUUCUAUGUAAUAUAUUAAUAUAUAUCGGGGGUACUAACCAAGUGUAAAAUGUCUUACACUCUUUUACUGGACACCUGUUUUCUCUUCUUUC
Molecule: messenger RNA, 5569 nt
Organism: Coregonus clupeaformis (lake whitefish)
Lineage: Eukaryota; Metazoa; Chordata; Actinopteri; Salmoniformes; Salmonidae
Product: rho-associated protein kinase 1
Exons: 33
Coding region: 971-5128 (1385 amino acids)
Biological process (GO): embryonic morphogenesis; actomyosin structure organization; mitotic cytokinesis
Cellular component (GO): cytoskeleton; cytoplasm
Molecular function (GO): ATP binding; small GTPase binding; Rho-dependent protein serine/threonine kinase activity
Source: RefSeq, a predicted model, not a curated record